AUGAGAAAUCUAUCGACGCCUUCCUUUUUUUUGGCAUUGGUACAGGUCAUCUACCUUGGAUGGCUCCAUCCUGCCAGCGCAUUCGUGCCACAAUUACAUCAGAUUCAGCACCAUUCUAAAUCACAAUACGUCAGAAGGCAACAACAUGAUGGAAAUUCCAAAACUACGCCCCUUUCCUUUGCAUCAAAAGCCAACAACGAGGACGACGAUGUCAAUGCGGGGCCCGAAAAGUCUCGAAUGAUGGAUUAUAUUUCUCAGUACUUGGGAAAUUCUAAUAAAAACAUGGACGAGAAAGAAUCCACAACUUCACAAGUCGACGACUACACCACAUCUUCACAAGUGGACGACUCCACCACUUCACCACAAGUCGACGACGACUCGAAUAAAGACAGAUCUACCUUUUCGCAUUUAGUGGCCCUUCCGAUGGAUGCAUGUCAUGAACUCUUGAUCGAGUUGGAGUCGAUCCAACGAGCGAUUUUAUAUCAUUGUCCCAUUCUCUUGGAUGCAUGUAUUCCAGCGGCUUCGACUCGACUUCCUCUGCUGUAUGUCGAGGGUCCUGCUGGUUCCACGACAUCUUCCAUGGGAGUCACCAAAGUCUUGACGGAUUUGGUGAAAAGAUUGACUGAAAAGCAUUUGGUCAUACGGGUGGACGAAGACAGUGAGGAAGAACUCGACCCUAGUGUUCCCAGCAUUGAGGACGUCAACGAGGAUGGUAUCUGUCCUUUUACACUGGAGUUUCAAUCCUUGGAAAUUGAUGGGGGAAACAAUAAUAUUCUGAGUACAGUGGCCAAGCCCAACGAUCCGCGUACCAAGCGACUCCAAGCUUUCGUGCACGAAUUGAAGACUACCGUCGAAAAAGAGCACGGCUGGAAGGCUGUGUUUCCGCACGAUCCUCAUCCGACAGAACAAGAGACAGCUGGAGGCUUUCGGCCACGUCUCCCUUUUAUGGAACUGCCAAAUUCUUUUGACGAAAAUUUAACGAGACUACGACAACCUGAGGCCGUUAUCAGCGAUGAGGAUACUUCAUUCUUGGCUGCUGAUGAAGGGGGCAACGGAAUUUCUCCCAUUCUCUGGUGCCAAUGGUGGGACGAUACCUUUGCCCGCAAGUGCCGGCUCCGCGAAGUUGCCAUUUACCCGAAGAAUGCACCCAUGGCCAGUAUGGUCGAUACGGGGGAAUUUACUUAUACGCAAUUCUUCAUGCCCCACGAAACCAUUUCUCUUCCUGAUGGAACCGAAUCCAUGCAGCAGGCCGAACGACAGUUUGAAAAGUACCAAGGGGAAAGACUCAUCCAAGCUCAGCAAGAUUUUGAAAAACAACAGAAGGGUGAAAUGGAUGCCCAACCAGAAGCAUCCAGCACUAGUCAGCAGCCAGUGGAACCAGAUAUUCUCAUGACCAAAACUAGAGAACGCUUGGAAAACGUAUACCGAAACUCGGUCGACUCUGUUCCCAUGGACGCGGUGUUGGAGGACGUGCCUAGGGAUGCAAGUGAUGACGACGAGGAAGAGGAUUUGCAACUAGAACCUGUCACUGCGUCACCAGAUGAUUACAUGGAAGAUUGGAUGAAGGCUCGCAUACAGAAUAUCAUCGAAGAGCCAGUGAAGGAAGAAGUGUCCGAUGCGCCAGCUGAUGAACAAGUGGAAGCCAAAACUAAUGAUGAUGAUGAUGAUGAUGACGACGACGAACCAAAACGGGCCGAAGUGAUAGACGACGAUUCCAUGGACGAUUGGAUGAAGGCACGCAUACGGAAUAUUAUCGAAAAUCGAAAUAUUGUCAAAGCUCGGCAGCCAGUCAAGAAGGACAAGCCCCCAAUCGAAGAUAAUCCAGUGUUCAAGGCCUAUAAGGAAGGAAAAUUGGUACCAUUUCCCGAGGAGGACAAGAGUCCCAAGAAGAAGAAGAGAGAUCUUGGCCCAUACCCAGGUCGCGAUCAUUUUGUUGGAUUCUGGCGAGUUGAGGACAGUCCCACUGGUUUUUCAGUUGCUCCAAACAGUGCAACUUCUUCCGACAACUUUGUCCUACGCGUGGACGGAACCAUAACAGGUGGACCCACCUUGGACCAAGAGACCAGGCAAAAGGCAGCUGGAGGUACAUGGAAGUUUAUCGAAGACAAGGAAUCUGGCGAAGUGAAGCUCCGCAUUCGAUUAGUCAUUCCACCCGCCAAAAAGCGCAUUAUGGAAAUGGAAGGUACUAUACGAAGAGUGAGCGUGAAUAACGAGCUUCCAAUGACAUCACGGGCCUUUGGGGUUCCAGAUCUUGAAGAACGAAUUCAAGAAGCGAGCAAGAGUGACAUAGAAGACAUUCUUCAAUGUGAUGGAGAGGUCUUUCUCGAAGAUGCAAUCACGAAGAAGAAUAGAGAGAAUAUUGGGACCUUUUCAAUAUCAAAGAUAUCAGGUAUAGCCAAGAGUAGAAGGGAUUAUACCAUUACAAUCCCAAGAUCAGUGCGAAACCAAGACUAA
Messenger RNA from Cylindrotheca closterium, 2454 nucleotides. The record is from the annotation of a GenBank genome assembly. Lineage: Eukaryota; Bacillariophyta; Bacillariophyceae; Bacillariales; Bacillariaceae.